AUGUCACCUGGACAUUAUCGUGGUUGUUGUUAUAGUUGUUGUUUACGUUUUCUUGGAACAAAAUCAACUGAAUAUUUUUUUGAUCCAAUAAAAACAUCAUUAAAGUUGAAUUUUAUAAAUGCUGAUGAUGAAAUUAAAAGUGAAACUCGUUGUAUAUCAUGUCUAGGAAUACUUGAUGAUGCUAUUGAAAAAGAAGCUGUGCAAAAUAUAAAAGAAGCUAUUAAAAAUGGUGGUUAUGAUUCUUCAACAUUUACAUUUGCAUUGUCUUUGCCAGUAUCAUUGACAAUUAGAGAAACAUCAAUACAAAUAGCAUUGUCAAAAAAAUUUAAUUUAUCAGAAUAUCAAUUGAUUGGUUUAAAAUUAAAAACAUGGAGUGUUAAAGAUGUAUGGAAAGCUCAAGUUGUACCAAUUAUUGAAAAUGAAUGUUUGAUGAAAAAUGUAACUGCACCAGUUCCAUCAUUAUUUUCAAUUGAUAUUUCAUUUAUCAAUGAUACAGAUGAAAUUGAAUGCAACAAAUUAUUGAAAAAAUGUGAUCCAAAUUUUGUAGAAUCAAAACAUAAACAUGUAAAUGAUAAAAUUUAUAGUAGAAAUACUAUUGAAAAAAUUUUAUCAAGUGUAAAAGAAGAAAAUUUUAUUGAAUAUUUUAAUAUUCCAAUUGACAGACCAGCUGAAAUUAUUAAAGUUGAUAAAGUUGGUUGUUCACAUGGAAGUAUUUUCAUUGGAGGAAGAUACACUAAAUUUAAUAGAAAAUUAAGUCAAACACCUUGGUUUAUAAAUGGUGAAAAAAAAAUGGAAACAUCAGUACAAGAAUUAAUUUGUGAAUUUAUUGUUGAGCAUACAAAAGCUGAAUCAUUAAAAUUUUUAUCAUCUGGAAGAGAAGAUGUUGAUGUAAGAACAAUUAAUUCUGGACGUCCAUUUGCUGUUGAGCUUGUUAAUCCAAAAAUAACAAAUAUUAGUGAUGAUGAGUUUAAUGAUAUGGUUACAAAAAUAAAUGCAUCAACAGAUAUGGUUCAAGUAACAUCCAGACUGAAAUUAUUAAACAGUGAUGAUUUGAAAAGACUGAAAGAAGGUGAAAAUCAAAAAUCAAAAUUUUAUCGAGCACUUUGUUUGUUACGUUCAAAUACUGCUGACACAAUUGAUUUUGAAAAAUUAAAUUCAAUUAAAAAUUUAGAAAUUAUACAAAAAACUCCAAUUCGUGUUUUACACAGACGACCAUUGGCAUCAAGACCAAGAUUUAUUCAUGAUUUACGUGGACGUUUAUUAACUCAACAAGAAAUUAUUAAAUUAUCCAUAAAUACACCAGAAAAUGUAUUAAAAAAUUUAUUUGUUCUUGAUUUAAAAACUCAAGCUGGUACUUAUGUUAAAGAAUUUGUUCAUGGUGAUUUUUGUCGAACAAAACCUAAUUUAGGUGAUUUACUUCAUGAAGAUGUUGAUAUUGUUGCUCUUGAUGUUACAGGAAUUAAUUUACACUGGCCAUAAUUAAUUAUUUCAACUUUGAAUUUAUAAUAUUUGUAGCUAUUUACAAAUUAAAAACGUAAAUUAAACAAAAAAAUAUGUAUUUAUUUAAA
This is a messenger RNA of Aphidius gifuensis, 1568 nucleotides long. RefSeq names its product tRNA pseudouridine synthase Pus10-like. The record is from RefSeq and is a predicted model, not a curated record. Gene Ontology annotation, biological process: tRNA pseudouridine synthesis. Gene Ontology annotation, molecular function: RNA binding; pseudouridine synthase activity. The transcript has 7 exons. Lineage: Eukaryota; Metazoa; Arthropoda; Insecta; Hymenoptera; Braconidae. Bases 1 to 1479 code for a protein of 492 amino acids.